Messenger RNA from Triticum dicoccoides, 2013 nucleotides. RefSeq lists its product as uncharacterized. NCBI's taxonomy places the organism in Eukaryota, Viridiplantae, Streptophyta, Magnoliopsida, Poales, Poaceae. The record is from RefSeq and is a predicted model, not a curated record. The transcript is spliced from 5 exons. The coding region runs from base 1 to 2013 and encodes 670 amino acids. Gene Ontology annotation, molecular function: protein binding.
AUGCAAGGGGAGGGCAGGUCUUCACCUGUGCUCGAGGGAGAAGUGGGAGGGGAGAACCACACCAAAGCCUCCAGGAAGGACCACGGCGCCGAAGACGUCGCCUUUGGUGAGGCCGCCGCGCCGGCCAGGGGUUUCCCCCGGAAUCACGCCCAACCACCAGAUCCGUCCGUCCAGAUCCCCCAAGACGGCGACGAAGCCACCAGGGGCUGGAGCAGGGCGCAGAUCGGAGCAGAUCACGGGCAGGAACGGAGCUUCUCCAGGAGCGCAGGACGACCCACGCGGGGGCGCCGCCUCUCCAUCGCCCGCCACCCCCCCGCCGACCGCACGGCCAGGGAGGCAGCCCGCCAGCACCUACCGGCGCAGCCCGCCGCACCGGCCACGCCGGACACCGCCCAUCGGAGCCGCCGCCCCGGACGCCGUAGCCCUCCGCGAAGGCGAAGCCACCAGAUCCCCGCCGCCACCUUCAUUGGUGUCGUGCGGCCGGGCCGGCGAGCACCUCAGGCGGCGGCGGAGGGAGGGGAUAGGGAGGGGGAGGCGCGGAGGGGAUUAGGGUUUCGCCCCCGGGUCGCCUCAGGCGAGGCGACGCCGGACCGCGAAAAGGAAAAACUUAGCUCCCCUCUCCACUUGAGUCUCCAGUCUCCACUCCAGCAAAGCGGCGGCCGGAGAGAAAGGAGGAUUGGCGCCGCCGGCGACCUCGGACCUCCCCGCCCCGGCAGCAGCCAGAGAUUCGAGGUCUAUCCCGCUCCCAACUUGCCAUGUAUGGAUGGAAAGAGGCAGCGGCAAUCUGCGACGCCGGCUGACCCCGUGUCUAAGGUGCUCGGCGACGACAGCCUACUCAUCGAGAUCCUCCUCCUAACCGGCUACCCAACUACCCUCGUCCGCGCUGCUCUCGUCUGCAAGCGCUGGCUCUAUCACGCCUUUGACCCCGCCUUCCUCUGCCGCUUCCGCAAUCUCCACCCGCCCCGCCUCCUUGGCUUCUAUGUCGACUCCGGUAGGUUUUGUAACAGCUCACGCUUCGUGCCGAUGCUACCAAACCCUCCAGAGUUCAACGCCAUCAUCCGCUCUGCAAGCUCCAUCCUGGAUGCCUGCAGUAACACACGUAAAAUCAUCUUGGACUGCUGCAAUGGCAACGUCUUCAUGAACACGUUCAAGAACUACAUUGGAGAACCCGGAUCAGAAAAUAUAGUGCUCAGCCCGCUCUGCCCUGAGAGGGGCAUGGUCGUCAUCCCACCAUACCCACAACACAAACUCCAAGGUGGCUAUUUCUGCACUUUCAGUGAACUCUUUUUCAAAGAAUGCGGCAAUGACUUGUCCUACUUCUAUGUGUGGAUGGAAUAUUCUAAGGAGCGAACAAAAUCUACGGUACACAUGUAUAUGUUGCAAGAUGGUGUCUGGUGUUUGCAUGCCUCGGCAACGAUGCAGCUCCCUUGUCUGCCACAGGAACUGAAUAAUCUACUUGUUGGCAAUAAAAUCUAUAUGGCGUCCACCCAGAGCGAAAUUCUUGUCUUGGAUUUGACAGCCUUAAGUUCCUCCACAUUUCAGCUUCCACAAGGGCUUGUUAUCAGUGACAGACGAACCAUGUUGUCAAGCGCAGAUGAUGAUUCUGGCGUGUGUCUCAUUCAUUUGGACGAGCUUCAGCUCCGCAUCUGGCUGCACACAGGGGAGAACUGUUUGUUGGUGGAUACCAUAUGUUUGCGUGAGAUGUGUGCUAAAUGGAGGAUGCCUGAUCACACACAUGAGGUGUGGAUGAAGCAGGUGGGGCGCAAUGCUGAGUUUGUUUUCUUGGAGAUGGGUCCAUGCCUACUCUAUUUGGAUAUCAAGUGCAGGAUGCUGUAUAAAGUGUAUGAGAGGACAAGCGAGAUUCAGUGGUUGGGUUUUAUCCGUCCUCUUAUGAUGAUCUGGCCUCCCACAUUCCCUGCGCUCAAGGAUGAUCCUGCAAGAUGUACCAGUAUGAAGUUCUUCCUCCUAUACGACAAUGGUAUAAUCAUCCAACCUAACAAUAGUAUGUUCUGA